Mytilus trossulus (common blue mussel) is the source of this 738-nucleotide messenger RNA. RefSeq names its product glycine receptor subunit alphaZ1-like. Lineage: Eukaryota; Metazoa; Mollusca; Bivalvia; Mytilida; Mytilidae. Gene Ontology annotation, molecular function: chloride channel activity; transmitter-gated monoatomic ion channel activity involved in regulation of postsynaptic membrane potential; excitatory extracellular ligand-gated monoatomic ion channel activity. Gene Ontology annotation, cellular component: synapse; neuron projection; plasma membrane. The coding region runs from base 1 to 738 and encodes 245 amino acids. Gene Ontology annotation, biological process: signal transduction; chemical synaptic transmission; chloride transmembrane transport. The record is from RefSeq and is a predicted model, not a curated record. The transcript is spliced from 4 exons.
AUGACGUCAUACCAGCCCUAUUACGGAGAAAAGGUGCGCAACGUCGGUGCAAAAAUAGUUCUUUCUCAUUCUACUAGUUCAGUUGUUUUUAUGUGGAGUAAACGAAAUAUAAGGAAAACAUUGGCACUUCGACAAUUUCAAAUUUCUGAUAUCAGACAUUCAGACUGCAGACAAACAAGAGUAACUAACUUUUCCUGUCUACAAAUGGAUUUUCAUCUGAAGAGGUUACUAUGGUCACAUAUACUACAAGUUUAUGCACCGACAACGAUUUUACUUAUCAUCUCGUGGAUCUCGUUUUGGCUUGACUGUAACGCUGUCACUGCCAGAACACAGUUAGGUAUAUUGACUUUCUUCACCAUGGUCACACAACCGUCGGCUGCUGGUAUUAUUCUUCCAAAAGUUUCAUACAUUAUAGCAAUAGAUGCUUGGCAUUUCAUGUGUUUGAUCUUUGUUUUUGCAUCAGUUAUAGAAUUUGCAGUUGUGAAUGUUCUAGCAAGGAGGUGUAUUCCACAAUAUGACAAUGAAACAAUGGGGCGAAGCUUGCAUACUGGUGACGAACAGGUACGUUUGUAUUUGUGCAGAAUAUUAUCGUUGACGAGGCGCGUUUUUGACAUAUAUAUAGUAACAUGCAGUGGACGAAGUAAAGCUGAGAAGUUGGAUAAACUUUCGCGAAUUGGUUUUCCUCUUAUGUUUUUGAUUUGUACACUAGUAUAUUGGAUUUUAGUUUUUAUGUUAUGA